Fopius arisanus is the source of this 1754-nucleotide messenger RNA. RefSeq names its product TWIK-related acid-sensitive K[+] channel 7 (gene Task7). The record is from RefSeq and is a predicted model, not a curated record. NCBI's taxonomy places the organism in Eukaryota, Metazoa, Arthropoda, Insecta, Hymenoptera, Braconidae. Gene Ontology annotation, biological process: potassium ion transmembrane transport; stabilization of membrane potential. Gene Ontology annotation, cellular component: plasma membrane. Bases 224 to 1264 code for a protein of 346 amino acids. The transcript is spliced from 5 exons. Gene Ontology annotation, molecular function: potassium ion leak channel activity; outward rectifier potassium channel activity.
UUCCACCACCAGUUACGCAUGUUCUCAGUAAUUUUCAGGUCUGGGUUCAAGGACGUCUUUAUUAUUUCCCCGUUUUCGAGUCCUGAUGUGAUAUUUUCUAUAUUUUACUCGUGAAGGGUGAGUGAAAAGUACGUCAGAGUCAUGAAAUGAGGGUGUGGCUGGUUGCUGUGGUCUGAUGGGUCGAUGAGUCUCAUCUAAUCUGGAGAUAUUUUUCAUAAUCAAGAUGACGGACGACGAGUCGGUUUCGAACAUGAAGAGGCAGAAUGUCAGGACUCUGUCCCUCGUCGUUUGUACUUUUACGUAUUUGUUGAUUGGAGCUGCUGUUUUCGAUGCUCUCGAGUCCGAUACUGAAAGAAAACGAUGGGAAUUUUUAUCAGAAAUCAAGAGAAACAUGAUCAGGAAGUAUAACAUCUCUCAGGAAGACUACAGAAUGGUGGAGAUUGUUAUAAUUGAGAAUAAACCCCAUAAGGCUGGACCACAAUGGAAAUUCGCUGGGGCAUUUUAUUUUGCAACUGUUGUACUCGCCAUGAUCGGAUACGGGCAUUCAACGCCAGUGACAGUCUGGGGAAAAGGUUUCUGCAUGUUGUAUGCUACAAUUGGAAUUCCUCUGGGUCUAGUAAUGUUCCAGAGUAUCGGUGAACGUUUGAAUAAAGUAGCAUCUGUCGUCAUCAGAAGAAUGAAGAAGUACAUGAGGUGUCACAGAACUGAAGCAACUGAAAUGAAUCUCAUGCUUGCAACUGGAGUUCUCUCCAGCAUCAUAAUCACUACAGGUGCAGCUGUUUUCUCUCGUUACGAAGGGUGGAGCUACUUCGAUAGCUUCUACUACUGUUUCGUCACACUGACGACAAUAGGAUUUGGAGAUUAUGUUGCUCUACAGAACGACCAAGCCUUAUCGACAAAACCCGGAUACGUCGCCCUGAGUCUUGUAUUCAUUCUGUUCGGAUUGGCAGUUGUCGCUGCCAGCAUCAAUCUCCUGGUUCUUCGAUUCAUGACGAUGAAUGCUGAAGAAACGAGGAGAGACGAGAGUGAGCUUCAAGCCUCUUCACAUCAUGUUCUCACGUUAGACGGUGAAGUCCUAGCUGUCAACGGAAAAUUACUGUCAAGUCAUGUACCAAUGAUCCAUGAAACUGAUGACUGCGUCAGUGUCUGCUCGUGCACCUGCCUAGGUACAGCCACAACCGAGCUCAUUGACUCUUCAGGGUAUCAGGGAUAUCGUCCACCAUCUAGCAGUGCUAGUCUUCGUGUGAAACGUGCGUCCGUUUGAUGGAAGGAGUAUCGACGUCGCAGCCAAAUUCGUCGGUUGGGGAGAAUCGAUAGCAGAGAACGCCUUGGCAGCAGUGGUUGAUUAAUCAUUGAGAUAAUCCACUAUUUGAUGUGGCAUGAUCUCGAAAUUCAUGAACAAUAGAAUCGAGGAAACAACAGUUGCUAAUUUUUAAGAAUGCCAAAUAGGGAAUUCAUUCCCUCAAUCGUAUAAAGACUGAUUUCAUUGGAAUAAGGAAUUAAGGGGAUAAUUAGAUGUAUUGGACGUAUUAUUUUCGUAUGAACAAUAUAUGAUAUAUGCAUGGAGAAAGUACAAUGAAUAGGAGUAAAGGAAUUGUAACGACUAUUCGCUUAUGAUGUUAAUCGAUGUUUUAGGUAGUCUAUUUUAUCACUGAGGGAUGUAUCGGAAUCGUGGAGCUUAUCGAUGUAUUGAUGUUAUAUUGUAAUCAUGACAAAUACAUGUUGAACGUAAUUAGACAUUUUUGGGUAAUUUU